AUGCGCGGCUCCAUGCUCACACCACUUCGACCGCUCGGUCUGCUGCUCUCUCUGCUGGCGCUGGUGGCGCUUCUUGCACAGCCGUCUAGCGCCAUCCCGGCCGUGACGCGCCGAGGCAAGUAUCUGUACGAGGGCAACAACCGUUUCUAUAUCAAGGGCGUCGCCUACCAAGAGCCCGCGCCCAUCGCAGCCUCCACGCAGGCCAACGAGGACAACGGCGGCUUCCCCGAGCCAGACAGCUUCACCGACCCUCUCGCGCUGCCGGACGCUUGCUCGCGCGACGUGGCCAACUUCCGCGACCUCGGCAUCAACACCAUCCGCGUCUACUCGGUCAACUCGAGCCUCAACCACGACGCAUGCAUGUCCACCUUUAGCAACGCCGGCAUCUACGUCAUCCUCGACCUCGCCCUGCCCCUCAACGGCUCCAUCAACCGCGCACAGCCCAGCUGGGACGUCGGCCUCCUCGACCUCUACGCAAAGACCAUCGACGUCUUUACCGGCUACGACAACGUGCUCGCCUUCAACAUAGCCAACGAGGUCGUCACUCAGGCUUCCAACUCGGUCGCCGCGCCCUUCAUCAAGGCCGCCGUGCGCGACGUCAAGGCGUACCUGCGCUCCAAAAACUCCAACGUCCUCGUCUCCUACUCCUCCACCGACGGGCCCUCGGGCAGGACGCAGUGGAGGGACAUGCUCGCCUACUACCUCACCUGCGGCAGCGCCGCCACUAGCGUAGACCUCUACGGCCUCAACUCGUACUCGUGGUGCGGCAACUCCUCCUACGCCGCCUCGGGCUACAACACGCUCACAAACGACUUUGACUCGCUCCCCGUCCCUGCCUACCUCGCCGAGUUCGGCUGCGUCGAGGGCGUCGGCACCAACAACCGCCCUUGGACCGAAGUCUCGGCGCUCUACUCGACGCCCAUGACCAACCAGUUCAGCGGCGGCGUCGCCUUCUCCUACUUUCCGCAGCCCUCCGGCCUGGACUACGGUCUGGUGAGCGUCUCGGGCGACACGGUCACCCGGCGUUCCGAUUGGAACGAUCUCAAGAGGCAGUUUGCCAACGCCAGCUCGCCCGCGGCUCCCGCCAACGCCUCGGCGUCGCCCGACUUCCCGCAGUGCAUGGGUGGCACCAACAACUUCCCCGCAUCCACUCGGCUGCCGCCCACGCCCAACCCGCAGCUGUGCAACUGCGUCGAGUCUAAUGCCUUGAGCUGUGUGCUCAACCCGGCGUCGCGCGACUCGCCCAACAUCAUCGGCACACUCACCGGCCAGGCAUGCACGUACCUCUCGGAACGGGGCGGCUCGUGCGACCCCAUCCUGGCGGACGGUGAGGCGGGCACCUACGGCAAUUACUCGUCGUGCACCUCGGCGCAGAGGCUCGAGUGGGCCAUGUCGCAGUUCUACGAGAUCACUGGCUUCAACGCCCAGUCGUGCGACUUUGCCGGCAAUGCGUCGAGCAAAACGCCACCCGACGCCUCGUCCGCCGCCAUCGAUGCAGCCUUCUCCAGCUGUCUCUCGCAGAGCCCCGUCGGCGUGUUUACACCACAGCCCGAUGUCUCGGCAACAGCCAACGGAACCGGCACCGGCACGGGCUCACCGGCCUCGUCGGGUACCGCAACAUCCAGGCCCUCGCAGGGUAACUCGGCUGCAGCCACGGUGGCACCGGGCGUGGUGGGUGCGCUGGUGGCUGUCUCGCUCUCGGCCGCUCUCGGCGCUUGGUCCCUCGCAUGA
Molecule: messenger RNA, 1731 nt
Organism: Moesziomyces aphidis
Lineage: Eukaryota; Fungi; Basidiomycota; Ustilaginomycetes; Ustilaginales; Ustilaginaceae
Source: the annotation of a GenBank genome assembly